GGGACCUUGUAUGAUCCUCUGCGAGGUCUACGACGCCGCUGAAUGUGACCUGCCUAUCACACAGUCUUCAGACAGAGUUGAAUUCGGAUCGCCAUCAUCCUCGUCGUCGUAGCCUGCCGCCGGUCUCGUGGUCAACUCUGUCUGAAUGUUGUCGUCCCACUUUUUAAGUUUUUAAUUAGUUUAUUGAAUGUUUUUACUCCCAAUUAUUUUUUCCCGGGGCGUGUGUUGCUAGAAAAUGUGAGAAUGUAGUCCAGUGAUACAACUUAAACCCAAAAAUCAAAUCGGUUAUGUAAUCGUUACUUGUAUUUUUCCAUUCCAUUCCAUUCCGUUCCAUUUCAUUCGCAGCGUAUCGUGUUGAGUGUCAAGCUAUAGAAUCUGUUAUCUGUGUACCUUAUUUGUGAUAUCAUAACCAACCGCAACAAAUAGUUUAUAAUAAUCAACCAGUUUUGUUGCCUAAUAAUAAUCAUUUAACAUAAACGCGACUAACGGAGACUGUGGAACAAGAGGCGAUUACAUAAGCACGACCAGCGGCGAAAUGGAUUACGUAACACUCGUGUGGCAUGCACUGUGAAUGAAGAAGUAACAGCCCACUGCUGAGCACGGCAUCUUCGUACUAGCCAAUACGGCGGAAAAUCAAAAUUAGAUGGCGGCCAAGUGAAAAUCCCCCCUUUUUAGCCGAAAGUUAAGUCGUAAAAUUAUUGCUGGCUUCACAGAAAUUAAUCGCCAGCCAAUUCGCCACGCCCAUCGGCACGGUAAGCCGCCGUGAAGUUGGAAGCAAAGUACGGGCAUAUUUAUGCGCACAAGUGAUAACCACGGAACGGUCAACGGAGCAGAGCAUUCGCUGCGCUAGGAACGGUACGGCACGGGCACCACAGUGAGCCAAGUGGGAGAUCCAUAACCGGAGUCAGAACAAGAGUGAGAGCCGGGAGGUUUCGGCCACUGCCACAGCAUCACCAUGAAGGGCUUGACGGCGUUUAAGGAGAAGGCAUCGGGCGUGUUUGGCGGCCUCAAGCCGAACAUGGAGAAGUUCGAGAUAUCUCAGAGCUACCACACCGGACACGGCGGGUACGAGGAGAUGGAGGGCGGCGAGCGCGAGGGCCACGGACCCGGCGGCGGCCACGCCUACGACGACGACGACGACCGGCCCGACUCGCCCGCCUCGUUUGAGGAGAUAGAACGUCCGCCGCUCCGGAAGAUCGACAAGUAUUGCAAGGCGGAGUGCCCAUGCAUGCCAGCCCGCUACACCAUCGCCACCAUGGCCUGCGUGGGUUUCAUGAUCGCCUUCGGCAUGCGCUGCAAUAUGUCGGCGGCGAAGCUAAAGGGCGAGCACAACGGGACGGUUUUCAUGAACUGGACGGUUGCCGUGGAGAGCCAUGUGGACUCGUCCUUCUUCUGGGGCUAUCUGGUGACGCAGAUUCCCGGCGGCUUCAUUGCAUCCAAGUUUCCGGCCAACAAGAUAUUCGGCCUCUCCAUCGUCAGCUCGGCAACGCUGCAUCUGUUCGUGCCCUUUGCCAUGACGCUGAUGCACGGCCACGUGGUGAUUGGUGUGCGCGUGCUGCAAGGACUCUUCGAGGGUGUAACGUAUCCGGCCUGUCACGGCAUCUGGCGGUUCUGGGCGCCACCCAUGGAACGCUCUCGUUUGGCCACCCUAGCCUUUUCGGGAUCCUAUGCUGGAGUCGUUGUGGGUCUGCCCCUGUCCGGGCUGCUGGCCGAUACCGUGGGCUAUCAGGCGCCGUUCUAUGCCUACGGGGUGUUUGGGAUCAUUUGGUACAUGUUCUGGAUAUGGCUGUGCUUUGAGAACCCGCGAAAGCAUCCGGCCAUCAGCAUUCCCGAGCUGAAGUACAUCGAAAAGUCGCUGGGAGAGUCCGCCCAUCCGACGAUGCCAUCGCUGAAGACGACGCCCUGGCGGGAAAUAAUGCACUCGAUGCCGGUCUAUGCCAUCAUAGUGGCCAACUUCUGUCGAUCCUGGAACUUCUACCUGCUGGUCUUGUUCCAAUCCUCGUUCCUCAAGCACAAGUUCGGCUUCAAGGUGGAGGAGGCUGGCUUUGUGGGAUCCCUGCCGCAUCUGAUCAUGACAACGAUUGUGCCGUUCGGCGGUAUGCUGGCGGAUCAUCUGCGAAAGAAUGGCAUCCUGUCCACCACGAAUGUGAGAAAGCUGUUCAACUGCGGCGGGUUCGGGAUGGAGGGCCUGUUCUUCCUAUUCGUGGCACAUUCCUCGACGGCGACGGGAGCCAUGUUUGCCUUGACUUGCGGCGUGGCCUUCAGCGGGUUUGCCAUAUCAGGCUACAAUGUCAACCAUUUGGAUAUUGCUCCACGCUAUGCGAGUAUCUUAAUGGGUCUCUCGAACGGUAUUGGCACGCUGGCAGGGAUCAUAGUGCCAUACGCACUGGAUGGCCUCAUACAGGCCAAUCCCACUGGCUGCUGGACCACUGUGUUCACCCUGGCCGCCUGUGUUCAUCUGGUGGGCUGCACUUUCUACGGCAUCUUCGCCUCUGGAGAGCUGCAGCCCUGGGCCGAGCCGCCGGCCGAGGAGCAGCAGGUGUGGGCCCCACCGGCGGGAGCCAUCACCAACACGGAUCCCAGCCAGGCAGGCAUGAUGGGCAACUACAUGAAGGAGACCUCAUUCGGUGCACCCGAGUACAAUGAGCAGAGCCAAAUGCAGCAAUCAAGUGCCAUUAGCUAUGGCGCCACCGGGCACGUGGCCAACAAUCCAUUUGCCAUGGCCGCCAGUGCACCCAUUGCCGAGGAACCCGCCCCGCCGCCGUACGACGACGUGGCCUACAACUACGACUACACGCAAGGACAACCCCAGCCGGGACCGCUAGGACAGCCAGGACAGCCGCCGUACGACCCGCAGUCCUACCAGCAGCAAUAAAGGAAUCACUUUAGUCACUGAUAUAUAUCAUAGCUCUUAGUUGUAGUUGGAAAUUGUUUACCGUUUAUCGUUUGUUCUUGGUGUGUCGUUAAAGUUAUUCUAUCGCAUUAUACGUUCGGUUUUAUUCCAAGAACUGGGGUCGCUAGUCACAUAUGUAGUUAUAAAUACGAGACACUGCAGCUGAGUAAAGUACUAUAAAGGAAACACGUUCAAUCGAAUUUUCAGCAAGGAACGCCACAAGCCACACACUAACACAAAGAAACUAUGUACCUAACAGAGAAACUACAUAUGCAUACAU
Messenger RNA from Drosophila pseudoobscura, 3173 nucleotides. RefSeq names its product Vesicular glutamate transporter (gene VGlut). Gene Ontology annotation, biological process: transmembrane transport; regulation of synapse structure or activity; neurotransmitter loading into synaptic vesicle. The transcript is spliced from 8 exons. Lineage: Eukaryota; Metazoa; Arthropoda; Insecta; Diptera; Drosophilidae. The record is from RefSeq and is a predicted model, not a curated record. Gene Ontology annotation, molecular function: neurotransmitter transmembrane transporter activity; L-glutamate transmembrane transporter activity. Bases 956 to 2875 code for a protein of 639 amino acids. Gene Ontology annotation, cellular component: synaptic vesicle membrane; excitatory synapse.